Molecule: messenger RNA, 391 nt
Organism: Suillus discolor
Lineage: Eukaryota; Fungi; Basidiomycota; Agaricomycetes; Boletales; Suillaceae
Exons: 1
Coding region: 119-358 (79 amino acids)
Source: RefSeq, a predicted model, not a curated record
GCUGGUCGAUCUCGUAAUGUGGUCCAAAAUGACAUUCUGCAACGUCUCUCCUCAUUUGCCCUCGAACAUGGUAUUCGGAUCUCUGUUAAAUGGGUGAGGUCUUGCGAUAACCUGGCAGAUGGCAUCUCUCGCGGCGUUUUUCCCCCUUCCCGCUUUCGUUUCAGCUCUCCUCCUCCCUUGCCUGAUUACCUCAAACCCUUUGUCCGCUUGGUGUAGUUUGGCAGUUCCCUGCAAAGUUUCCCACCGCUUUACGCUAUCACAUGUAAUGGUCGGUCCGGGAACUUUUGAUAUCAACAACUUUCGGGACGGACAAAAUUUGUGCGCUGACCUAUCUUGUAAUACCUCAACUGUAACAUAAUACCGAAAUUCGCUACUGUAACAUAUAUGAGCA